UUAGUUUGUGUGUGAGCUCCCUUAUGUGUGUUAGUAUGUGUGUGCGCUCGUGUGUGUGCAUGGGCAUGUUUGUGUGUGUGUGUGUGACGUGCCCCAGGCCUUUAGCACUAAUGGUUCAGUCCGGGUUAAGACAGUAAAGUGCAGUGUUGUGUUGUGUUGUGUUGUGUUGUGUUGAGUAGGGGUGUGGUUUACUGUGUGUGACCAAACGUUUCCUCUGAUAAGCCACAACACAUCUCAGGAACUUCCCCACAAACAAGAAGGAAAAUUAUCAGGGUUUGGCUCCAGCAGCACUAUGACCGAUGGAGAUUAUGACUAUCUGAUCAAACUCCUGGCGCUGGGAGACUCUGGAGUGGGAAAGACCACCUUCCUCUACCGCUAUACAGACAACAAAUUCAACCCCAAAUUUAUCACCACUGUGGGCAUCGAUUUCAGAGAAAAGAGAGUGGUUUACACAACAAACAGCCCUAAUGGAACAACAGGAAAGACUUUUAAAGUUCACCUGCAGCUUUGGGACACUGCAGGACAGGAGAGGUUCAGGAGUUUAACCACUGCUUUCUUCAGAGAUGCGAUGGGAUUUCUCUUAAUGUUUGAUCUGACGAGUCAACAGAGUUUCCUGAAUGUUAGAAACUGGAUGAGUCAGCUACAGGCCAACGCAUAUUGUGAGAAUCCAGAUAUUGUUCUUGUUGGUAAUAAAGCCGAUCUGGCCGACCAGAGAGAAGUGCAGGAGAAACAAGCCAAAGAACUGGCAGAUAAAUACGGGAUUCGGUACUUUGAGACGAGCGCAGCCACUGGUGCUGAGGUUGACAAAGCCGUGGUGACGCUGUUGGAUCUGGUGAUGAAGAGGAUGGAGCAAUGCGUGGAAAAACCCGCAGCAGACGCACAGAACGCAGACGGCACCAGCAAACUGGACGCUCCGCCGGCCAAUGAGAAGAAAUGCGCAUGUUAAAGAAGGAGGACGAGUCCUUUAUCUCUCUAUAAUGGAGCGGUAUGAAAGCCAAGCCCGUCCCAGUGAUCUCAAACUGCCUGCGCUGGUGCUGUUCAGGUCUGGAUCGCACGUCUCUCUCCACUCGCUGUAUUAGAGAUCUGUCUGGACAUUUUUCUUUUCUGUCGGAGAGUUUUUAUGAUCCGCUCUACUGCCUUGUGUUUAACAGGUUUCCCUUACUAAAGCCUCUCUAUCAACCCCUUAAAAAUGUGUCAGAGAAACAAGUAAGAUAUAGAUCUUAGGCCAGAAUCACACCGUUGCGUACACGCUUACCUGCAUUGAUGAUGUGAUGAUAUUUAACCCAUCAACUGAACUAACUUUAACCUGUUUGUCUGCUGUGAUAGUAGAAGCAGCCGGUUAGUUUACUUUAACUACACCAAGAAUGAAUUGAGUCGGCUACUUGUGUUGCGGUUUAAAUUGACAGAUAUCAAAGCAUAAGAUGGUGUGGAUCUCAGCUUGUUUGCCUUCAUGUGCUCGUUUAGUUUGACUCCUCACAAACACUAUAAUCUAAUGAACUGAGAUGAUGGACGUCGGCUUGAUUUUAUUUAGCUCUGAAUGAAUUUUAUUGAAGUCAAAUGAAUGUUUUUACACUACGAGAAGAUAACGCUGAUAGACGGCUGAUGUUGUGUGCCAAAACCUGGUGAACGCAGACCUGUGCAUGUCUACAGUCCAGACUGAAGAUCUGUGAAUGAGAGUCGGUGUUUUCAGUGUUUUUCUGUACAGCCUGUGAAUGCUUGCGUGUUAAAUGAGCGUGUAAUGCAUGCAGACUUCACACACAGAGAGAUAUCAAACCUGCAAACAGAGAAGAUUUGAUUUCAGUUGUGUAGAUCUGACUGGGACGUCAUCUGUGGCAGAUAUUUUCUCAUCCUGUUAUCUUAUGUUUAUGGUAUAUAACUGUUAUUGUGAACAGUACAAACCUGCAGACAGAGUUUUUGUUGUUAUAUCUACUGUGCUUUAGCAGAUUCGUGAAGGGUUUUCUGCUUAUGACUUUAAACAUUUGAAAGAAAUUAAAUGAAGAUUUAAAGGGAUAGUUCAACCGAAUAUAAAAAUUCUGUCUUCAUUUCUGUCCCAAAAGGGACUAUGCAUGAAAAUGAGACAAUAUUGGCGUAAUCUGGUGCAUUUUACAUAUUUAUGUAUUAUUAAUGUGCAUUGUCCCUAUAAAUAAAUUACCUACAGUUUAAGGAAUUAUUGACGACGGGUCAUUGAAUUAUAAGAAAAUAAUGCACACCCAAGGGUGCACGACGUGGGUGUGCAUUAUUUUCAAAUAAUUCAAAGGACCAGAGUCAAUUAUUCCUCUUAUACCCCAAACAUUGCUCUGGUGCCUAUUUUCAAGACAUUUGACAAAUUAGGUGUGCGGUUAUAGAAAAAAAACGCAUACCUGUGGAACAUUUCUCAGCCAAUCAGAAUACAGCAUUCAACAGACCCGUGGUAUAAGUUGUUUUAAACCUGUAUGAGUUUCUUUAUUCUGUUAAAGCAUACAGUUGAAAGUACCCCAUAUGGAAAAAUAUGUUUUAAAUAUAUGCUUAAUACAUUUGUAGAAAGUAAUACUUAAUUGAAUAUAUUUUUGAAUUUGAAAAUAUAUUUAGUUUUAACCUUCAUAUAUAAAUAUAUUUCAAAACAUAUUUCAAUACAUUUUUAAUUUUACAAUCUAUAUUUUUUCUUUAUGAAUAUGUUUUAAAUAUAUGCUAAAUAUAAGUUAAUUUUAUAAAGUGUAGCUUUGAAGUUGAAAAUAUAUUUAAUUUGAACCUUUUUAAAACUUUUAUAUUCGUAUACAGAAACAAAGUUUGUGAAUAUAUUUUCUUUGAAAUAUAUGGAGGACUAAAUAUAUCUUUGAAUGCUUUAAAAUGUAUUUAUUUUUAAACUUAGAAAUAUACAAAAAAUGGCCAAAAAUAUACCAGUGAAAAUAUAUAUUUUUAAACAUAUUCCAAAAUAAAUUUUAGCAAAUUUGGUUUUUGGCCAUUUUUUGUAUAUUUUGAAAUAUAUUAUAAAAUAUAUUUUUGCUGUAUGGCAUUGAUUUCCAUAGUAGCAAUAACAAAUACUAUGGAAGUCAAUGGGUACAGUCUACUAUGAAACUCAUACAGGUUUAAAACAACAUGAGGGUUUAUUUCUUUAUUUCUGAAAAAAAUAAUUCAUUAAAUGUACUCAAUUUUUUAAGGUAAGUGGUCGCAAUCAAUUUAUUUAAGCUACAUUUAUACAAAAAAAACCUUUUGUUUAAAUGUACCAUGAAUACAUUGAUUGCAACUGCUUACCUUCAAAAAAUGUGUAAAUUGAAUAAAUAUUUUUUUCAGUGAGGGACAAUGCACAGUAAUAAUGCAUAAAAAUGUAAAAUGCACCAGAUUUAGCCAAUACAUUGAAAAAAAUUAUUCAUUGAAUUUAAUCAAUUUUUUUAAGGUAAGUGGUUGCAAUCAAUUUAGUUAAGCUACAUUUAAACAAAAAAGAUUAGUAACGUAAAAUAAAAUAUAAAGCUUUUGUUUAAAUGUAGCUUAAAAAAUUGAUUAAAUUCAAUGAAUCAUUUUUUUCAGUGUACUGGGUCUCUCAUUAACAAAUUUGUGCAUGAAAUGUGCGUACGGUUGUUUCCACAAACAAAUUAUGUAUUUGUAUCAAAAUACUAAACAAACGUUGCGGAAAUCCCUUAUAUGGAGCUGGUUUGGGCGUGUUUUAUGCAAAUUGCCAACUCUGUGCAUUUUGCCGCUCAUGUAGAAAACUCUAAAUUCACUAACGUAAGAACAAGUAUAAGAACAAAUUCAUGUGCAUACGCACGCGUUGUGAAUUAGGUGGGAAGUUUUGUGUGUAUAAUUAAGAAAGACUUGCGCAAUUAUUAGUGUAUGAGAACCAAUGUAGUAGCUUUUAGGACAGAAAUGAUGACAGAAUUUGUAUUUUUGGGUGAACUAUCCCUUUAAAAGAGUUUUAAUGUUUGUUUAUGAGUAGAAUAAACACUAACACACAUGGAAACAUCAUCAAAAAGCAAAUCUAAAUGAGAUGAGUGAAAAUCUUCUCUACAUUUCAUUUAAAUCUGAUAAAACACCUCCAAGAUGUAUUUUAUAGCUCAUCAUGACUGAUGCUGUUUGAUUUUUGUCCUAAAGUGCCAAACCGAUGUUAUAUGAUCUAUCAGCGCUGUAUAAAAGAUCCUAACCGUAUCUGUGUUCAGACUCACAACAGGGCUAAUAAAUAUCUGAUGGGAUUUGACAAUCUCUGGAUCAAUCGCUCUGUAUGAAGAACUGAACAUUCACAUCUGCAUCUCUGAAGACACGAGCGGCUUUGUGUCUCAUUUGUGUUUUAGUAACUCCUGUGGUUAAAGGAAUGGCUUUAUGACAAAGUGAUUUUGUUUUGACAUCGUCUGAUGGAUCGAUUUCCUUGUGCCUGUAAAAAUCUACUGACCAAUGACACUAAACCAGGUCACAUAAAGGUCCUGAACUAACUAUUUUACUGCAUUAAGAGUAUAUUUGGCAAAAUAAAGAACAACUAAGUGAAUUGUAAUUGUAAAGCAGGUGAAAAUAACUUCUCAGUUUUCUUUGAAUGUUUAUUUGAGUUACUGUAUGUGUGUACUGUGUUAAUAAAUAAAGAGGAAAAAUGAUUUAAAGCUCAA
Molecule: messenger RNA, 4568 nt
Organism: Misgurnus anguillicaudatus (oriental weatherfish)
Lineage: Eukaryota; Metazoa; Chordata; Actinopteri; Cypriniformes; Cobitidae
Gene: rab27b
Product: RAB27B, member RAS oncogene family
Molecular function (GO): GTP binding; GTPase activity
Source: RefSeq, a predicted model, not a curated record